Myripristis murdjan (pinecone soldierfish) is the source of this 1604-nucleotide messenger RNA. RefSeq lists its product as uncharacterized. The transcript has 4 exons. The coding region runs from base 23 to 772 and encodes 249 amino acids. NCBI's taxonomy places the organism in Eukaryota, Metazoa, Chordata, Actinopteri, Holocentriformes, Holocentridae. Gene Ontology annotation, cellular component: cytoplasm. The record is from RefSeq and is a predicted model, not a curated record. Gene Ontology annotation, molecular function: glycosyltransferase activity.
GCACGAGUUUGACACCACUGACAUGGUGGCAGUGAUUAGAACACAUUUAAAAGCAUGCGUCAAUAUGAAAUUUCAUCAGUACAGAGUCCUCGGUUUUAUUGAGGUGAUUCCCUGGUCGAUGGCCGAUUAUCUGAAUGUGUCUCGAGGUUUUGAGCCUCAGCGUGACCCUGGUGACCUUCACUACUAUGGCCAGAUCCCCGCUCUCAACGACUGUGUCUACAGAUACAUGUAUCGCAGCAAAUAUGUGGCCCUGCACGAUAUGGAUGAACUCAUUCUGCCUCAAACAGUGGACAGCUGGAGGGAGCUGCUGCCUCUGUUGGAGCUGAAUUACGGCGUUGACUUCUGCUACAAAUUUGAGAACUACGUGUUUCCCAACACGUUCAAGUUGCCUCCUCCAACCCCGCAACCUCGUCAUCACCUGCCAGAAAAAUGUUGCCCCAGCUGGCAAAGUGUAUCUGGGGUUAACAUCCUGGAGCACCUGUACCAUGAACCUGACAACUUCAUGAGGUACAGCAACCACAAGAUCAUUGUCAACCCCAGAGUGGUGUUCGCCCCCACCGUCCACGGUGUGCUGAAAUCAGAGAAGGGCUGUACGUGGGUUCACAAAAGCUUCGCACGGAUGUACCACACAAGGCCUCCAGCGCUGAGAGAUUUGACAGCAGACCAGCUGGUUUAUGACGACCGACUGCUCGGCUACAGCGCUCGCCUCAUUCUCGCUGUCAAUGCUGUGCUCCAAAAGGCUGGACUCAUUCAGGAGGAAAGCACACAAUAACUGGGAGUGAGUGUGUGUGUGUGUGUGUGUGUGUGUGUGUGUGUGUGUGUGUGUGUGAGUGUGUGUGAGUGUGUGCCACGCCUACCUCCAAAAAUGGACACCAGAGAAAAUGGACAAAAAAUGCACAUGUGUCUGUCACUGCAUGGGACACCACCAAUACCAAAGAAAAAGACAAUCAAACAAUGCAAAUGCCCCUAAAACAGGAUUUGUCCACACUGGUAUCUUUCACUUCUGACAGGUGGCGGCCACAGAACUUGAACUGGAGAAGAACGGACUUUGCUGUUCAGUGCAACAAAGCGUGGCGGCCAUUUUUAUGUGAAUUGUUGCCAUUGCCACCGUUGCACAGGGCACACCUCCAUAUUUCACUUGGUGGAAUACACAUUAACAAUUAACGUUUAUUCACUGCAGCACAAUAUACCUUCUCAAGCCAAUGUGCCACACUUUACCGCCCUAAAUGUCCGUUGUCACUGUAGCAACUAACCAUAAUUGCCAUUAUAUUCUGGACUAACCAAAUGACCACACCAAACUGUGCCAUGUCCACUCCAUUCAAGUUCUGUGGUGACGGCAUUAUUCAUGGGAUGCAUCAUGCUUACUGGUGUGUGUGUGUGUGUGGUUGUAUUUCUAUUCUACACAGGGUCGAAUAUCCUCACAGGGAUAGAAAUAUGAGAACAUUGGUUUAGAAUUAAUGUUACACUAUGUAGUUUGUGACCGCUAGUGGCAUUUUUAGUACCUCAGGUCCCCAUAUUGUUUGCAUACCUCCUUCUUCCAGUGCAUCAUAUUCCAGAAUAAGCUUUAAAGGUGUCUUUUAAAGGAAUAUUCCAAUGUUUUGGGA